Messenger RNA from Parnassius apollo (apollo), 675 nucleotides. NCBI's taxonomy places the organism in Eukaryota, Metazoa, Arthropoda, Insecta, Lepidoptera, Papilionidae. The record is from the annotation of a GenBank genome assembly.
AUGACUUUCCAUUGUUGCAGGAAAACUAGAAAUGACGAAGAUGAUCCCCUUGUCGUUGAAGCUAAAAAUCAAGAAGACAAGUUUCAAAAGACAACUAGAAAAGACGAAGAUGAUUCCCUCGUCGUUGAAGAUAAAAAUCAAGAAGACAAGUUUCAAAAGACAACUGGAACAGACGAAGAUGAUGAUUCCCUUAUUGUUGAAUUUGGAAUUCAAGAAUACAAGUUCCCACCAGUGGCAGGAAGACGCAUUUGUGAUAUUAAUUAUAUAUUUAGUCAAUUACAAGAAAAAGCACGUCACAACAACUUGUUUGACUGCAAAGCUGGAAAUUUUCAGCUAAUCGGUGAAAAAAGGGUUGGCUUACUUUCAGUAUAUAAGUUUGAAUGCAAUAUUUAUAAACAAAUUUGCCUUAUAAAAUCGGAAAAUACUGACUCAAAUGUUAAUGUGAAUAUCGCAGCUACCACUGGCAUGGUCGCAACAGGCAUCGGCUUCUCACAAUUCGAAGAGCUUUUUUCUGCAAUGAAUAUUCCUGUAUUUUCUACAAAAUAUUACAAUCAACUCCAGGAUCAAGUGUACGAAUGUUGUGAAAAAACAGCAGCCGAAUCGUGGCAAGAUGCUGCAGAAGAAGAAAAACAUUGGCUAUCGCAGAAGGUCGCACCAAAAAUGGCAUACCGGUAA